Messenger RNA from Micromonas commoda, 400 nucleotides. RefSeq lists its product with no specific name. The annotation marks the transcript as partial. The record is from RefSeq and is a predicted model, not a curated record. The transcript is spliced from 2 exons. Lineage: Eukaryota; Viridiplantae; Chlorophyta; Mamiellophyceae; Mamiellales; Mamiellaceae.
CUCGAAACAACAACUCCGUCGUAAGACAAAAACAAAGGAUGUCCGCCAUGUCCCAGUCCCUCGUUCAGACCCGCGUCGUCGCCAAGGCGCCCGUCGCCAAGGCUCAGGCUCGCCGCGCCGUCGUCGCGUCGGCGUCCCCCGCGGAGGGCCGCCGCGUCGCCCUCGUCGGCCUCACCGCCGCCGCGAUGGCCACCGCGCGCUCCGCGUUCGCCAUCACCAUCCCCUCCCAGGCGUCCGGCAUGGGCAUCGGCCGCGAGAACGGCAAGCCCCAGCGCUCGUCCAACGCGUCCAUGGAGGCGUACACCCUGGAGGGGGGCACCAAGAAGACGGGCCACUCGCCCAAGGAGAAGUUCGGUACCCUCGCGGCGGUGCGCGCGCAGGCGGAGGCCGAGGCGGCGAG